This is a messenger RNA of Panicum hallii, 1456 nucleotides long. Its product is annotated as S-norcoclaurine synthase 1-like. NCBI's taxonomy places the organism in Eukaryota, Viridiplantae, Streptophyta, Magnoliopsida, Poales, Poaceae. The transcript has 4 exons. Bases 79 to 1170 code for a protein of 363 amino acids. The record is from RefSeq and is a predicted model, not a curated record.
UUGUGGCCACCAACACCGAGGACGACAUGACCGUACAAGCAAGCCAAGUACUGCAUGAUUCGAGCUCUGUGAGUCUGGAUGGAGAUGGAGGCUCCGAGGAGUAGUGAAGCUAGAUGGUCAAGGGUGGCUUCAUCGCUCCCUGUCAGGAAUGUACAAGAUCUCGCAGCAUGUUCUGAGGGGUUGACGGAAGAGAAGCUUAAAAGGUACAUCCGGCUGGACAUUCAAGAUGAUGAUGAUGUCGUCGCCGAGCAAUCCGGUGAGGUUCCGAUGAUCGACCUUGGUAAACUCUUCAAUCCUGAUUUUGCAGAAGAUGAGUCUGCUCGCCUCAGAUCUGCUUGUGAGGAUUGGGGAUUUUUUCAGCUUGUAAAUCACGGAGUACCAGACGAUAUUAUUGCAAGUAUAAGAGGUGAUAUUGAGAAGUUCUUCCAACUUCCCCUUGAGGUAAAGAGUACCUAUGCACAGCUUCCAGGAGACCUUCAAGGUUAUGGCCAAUCGUUUGUUGUGUCGGAGAGGCAAACACUUGACUGGUCUGACAUGUUUGUCAUCAUAGCCCAUCCAUCUCAGGCCCAGGAUAUGAGGUAUUGGCCUGUUCAACCGCAUACUUUCAGGAAAUCUAUUGAAGAUUACUCAUCCGAGUUGAUGAAAACUGCACAUUCCAUUGUUACCGCCAUUGCAAAAACACUAAAUAUCGAUCUCGAACUGAUGGUUGACAAAUAUGUGUGUCAAUAUUUGAGAAUGAAUUACUACCCUCCAUGCAUGACCAUGGCCAAGAAGGUUUUGGGCUUCUCGCCCCAUUCAGAUGGAUCUUUUCUGACCUUCCUUUUAGAAGUUAAUUCAGUUCAAGGCCUUCAAAUUAAAAGGCACAAUGCAUGGAUUCCUGUGAAACCAAAUCCUAAUGCAUUGUUGGUGAAUGUGGGUGACUUUCUUGAGAUUAUGUCGAACGGGAAAUAUAAGAGUAUCGAGCACAGGGUCACAAUAAACACCAAUCAGGAGCGGUUGACCUUAUCUGCGUUUCACGUUCCAUCACUUGACGGAGUAGUUUCCCCAGUUCCUGGUAUUGCAGAAGAGAGGCCCCUGUACAAGACAGUGGGAGUAGAAGAGUAUUCGAAACUCUACAUGUCAAACAAGUUAGAUGGGAAGAGAGCAUUGGAUCAUGCAAAGUUACUCUGAAACGGCAAGCAGGGCUAGUACAGGCCACAAGGAGUGGACAGAGGGCCCUUGUGAAGGACAGUGAUCUGCGGCAAUUUCAGCACGAGCAUGUUCUGCUUCUGCUAAGCUGCUAUGUCUGUGAUUUGAACUUUUUUUUAAAGACUUCGCACUACUCAUCAUGUAUGUGGGACUCUUAUGUUUGGAUGUCAGGCCUGCAUGUGCAUGACUGUGGUGUGCAUGUGUGAGACUCUUUAUUGUUCUGAUAAGCUCUGAGAUGUCCGAAAUAUGAGGCAUAGUUUUCAAGUCA